AAGGGUCCUGGGGGGGAUGCCAGCAGGGCCCACCUCGGGGACCCUGGGCUGGUUCCCAGACUCCUGGUGGACUUCCUCCAAGAGAGACAUGCAGGUACCAGUCAAGGGCACUCAGUGACCGAAUUUAACUCCUGGGGGGUUUUCCCUUUCCUGACUGACUUGGUGCUUACACUUGGUGCAUUGCACAACUCCUCAGCACAGGAGGCCAGCCCCACCCUUCCCUUCCGGUGUGGCUCACCUCUCCACCCCCACCUCUCCUUUGGGUUCAGGGGACUGGAGGAGGAGGGAGUGGAGGAGGCUCCCCCAGGGGCAGGCUUUUCAAGAACCAAAACUCUUCAAGAAAGGCAAAGCCAGGUGUGCCGUCGGUGGGACGGGCAUACCCUGGUCCCUGGGUUAGAAUCUGGGGGAUGAUGGGGUAAGUGCCUCUGGGUGUUCCAAUCGCACCUCACCUGCACCAGCAAGGAUGAAAACCUUCUGACCACAAGGGCGGCCGCAGCGCCUGGCUGUCGAGCCAGAUGGGUGAGCCCUCCCCACCAGCACUGCCACCAAGGACCCCGGGAAGCCCUCAAGGCAGGGGACUGGCCUGCUGCCCCGGAAGGGGACCCAGGUCUUGCCAAGAAGGGCCCUGCUGUGCAUUUCCUUUGGCGUCCUUGCGGGCAGACAUUUCCUGGCCACAGGCGGGGCCGCUCCCCGCAGGGCUCUCAACAGCACCCCAAGCACGCUGACGCCACGUAUCUGCCAUGUCCUCUCGGCCCCCGGAGAGCAGCUGGCCUGGGCUUGUGGGAACCUGUCCGUCCGGGAGGAGCAGGGGCGGUUCAGAGAGUUCCUCCUUCACCCUCACAAGAUCCUGCUUAGGGUGUUAAACUCAGGUGGGGCAACAGAGGCCCAGGAGGCGCCUCCCAUCCCUGCUCCGGGUCACCUGGGUAGACGUCUGUCUCAGCAGUGGACAAACCCCUCGCUCACUCAUUCAUUCAAGUCACUCAUUCAUUCAAGUGCCAUUUCCUGACAACCUACUGUGUGCCCCGCACCGUGCUAGGCCCCGAAGCGACUGCAGUGAACCAGGCCACCACGGCAGGGAGUCCCUGGGGACACUCUGCAGGGGACCCACACACAACACCCCGCCCACCUCGGGCAUCAGGACAGCUUCCCAAAGGAGUUGGCGUCUGAGCAAGAUCUGGAGGUUGAAUAGACAUUGGACAGGUGGAGAGGGGGGAAGAGUGUUCCUGACAGAGGGAACAGCAUGUGCAGAGGCCCUGGGGCGAGUGGGGCUGGAAGGGGUACAGGUGGGUUGGCACUUGGAGGGGAGUGGAGGGAGACGAAGGCAAGGCAGGCCGGUCGGCAGAACUGGUGCUGGCUGCCAAGUGGCAGAUGGACCGCAGGGAACCCAACUGGAGUUGGUGGAAUCACUGUCACCCAAGACGGGGACGAGGAAUGGGGAGGUGGAGGUGGAGAUGAAGGGACUCAAGACAGCCAGAAACAGGAUCUCCAGGACUCCGUGCUGGGGCAUCAGGGAGAAAGAUCCGUUUCUGAAUGUCUGCUAGGUUUCCAGCUGGGUGAAUGUCGACGCCACUGACGUGGAUGGCGAGCCCCCGAGACGAGGAGGAUUCUCCGGGGAGCGAGGAGAGGAUGGGCGCUCAGAGGCCAACAGGCCUGCCUCCGAGCCCCCACGCACCCCUCCACUCCCUCCUGCUCUCCUGCCGCCCUCACUCCCCUCUGCUUGGAGGAGGCCUGAGACCUGAGCCUCGGAGCAAACAUUCCCACUGCCCUUGAGCACUUGCACCAGGCAGAGGACCCUCGGAUGGCCUGGGCACCUCCUCUGGCCACCGGCCUGUCCAGCCAAGGUCACUUCUGACCAGCCCACAUGCCCCUCACUGAACAGAGGCGUUGUUGGUGGAUGUCUGCUCGGGUCUCCGCCCCUCCCUCUGCCUGGGACCCCUCUCUCAGGGGGUCUCCGCGGCCCUGGAGCCUCCAGCCAGGGCUCCAUCGUAGGUGCACUCAGUUCUCUCUCGGCCCCUCUCUCCCUCUCCCAGACCUUGAGCAGAAGAUCCUGCAGGUGCUGAGGGACGCCGGCUCCCCUGUGAAAGCGAUCAAGCUGGCCAAGGAGUGUGGAGUGUCCAAGAAGACACUCAACCGAGUCCUCUACCGGAUGAAGACGGAGCUCAAAGUCGACCUCGAAGGCCUGGCGACGUGGCGUCUGGGCAAGGGCGAGACUGGAGGAGCGAUCCCCGCAGAGCAGGCCCAGCCCAGCCGGGCAGAGAGACCCCUGCAGGAAGCGGCUGCAACUCCAGAGAACCGUGCCUCUCAGCUCGGUGAACGGCGUCUGCAGGAAAUGAUCUACAACUUUCUGAAAGCCGAUGGGCCCCAUAAGGCCUUGACCAUCACGAAAGCCCUGGGAUUAGAGACAAAAAAAGAAGUCAACCACAACUUGUAUGACAUGGAGCGCAAACACCUCCUGCACCAUGACACGAAUUUAGAUGUGUGGGCAGUUUAUCGACCAGAUUCUGGAAGAAGAAAUCAGCCCACCACAGUUAUUUACCAGCAAAAUCCCGUCACCAUGAUCUGUCAGAAUGGACCAAACAGCCAAAUUUCCAUCCAGAAUUCUGAAGGCAUCCAGAUUGGACAUGGGAAUACCAUGGUGAAACAAAUGGCCUCUGGGGAGAACGGUUCCACGGCUCCCCUCCACCUCCCACCAACAGCACCAGCUGAUCCCUCAGCUCAGGGUCUCCCGGCUGGAGCCUGGGGCCCCCAGGACAUCCACCUGGAGGAGUCUGUGCUCAGACGGGUGCAAAUGGGACACGGCAACGAGAUGAACUCUCCCAGCGCCCCGGCUGAGGGACCUGCCCGCAGCCCCUUCGGCAGCCACCCAGUCUCUGCCACCUCUGCCGGCCCAGAAACUGUGUUCGAAACGCAAAUGCCCGAACCAGGCCCCCAUCCCAGGGGGGACGUGGUCCAGAGAGUCCACAUCAGUUCGUGCUUCCUUGAGGACACCACCAUCGGCAACAACAACAGGAUGACUGUCAGCCCAGGUGCGGCGGGUCCAGGAGGAGUCACAGGACCUGGGGACAGCAGGUGGGGCCCUGGGGAGCCUGGAGAGGACACAGAUCCUGCGCCCUCCGGAGGUGAGCGCCCUGGUGACGCAGGUCGUGCCGCCCCUGUCAGCUUUUCCACGCUCAUCUGCCAGCUAGAAGCUGCGGCUCUUGAAAGCAGGGGUCCCGAAACCGAAACCAAAACCAAAACCAAAACUGAAGAAGACGACUGCUGAGUGGGGAGCCCUGGGCGGGUCCGGGGAGGUGGGCCCGGAACAGAUAGGGGCGGGGUUGGGGGUGGGAGGGUUUUGAGGGGGUUGCGGGGGUGGGAAGCGCGCAGCCCUGGGGCCCGUGCUGUCUUGUGCUCCAUAAACCUCCUGUUUGACCUGCU
Molecule: messenger RNA, 3417 nt
Organism: Equus caballus (horse)
Lineage: Eukaryota; Metazoa; Chordata; Mammalia; Perissodactyla; Equidae
Gene: ZBP1
Product: Z-DNA binding protein 1
Biological process (GO): positive regulation of type I interferon-mediated signaling pathway
Cellular component (GO): nucleus
Molecular function (GO): DNA binding; double-stranded RNA adenosine deaminase activity; RNA binding
Source: RefSeq, a predicted model, not a curated record